Botrytis sinoallii is the source of this 1836-nucleotide messenger RNA. RefSeq lists its product as uncharacterized. The transcript has 2 exons. NCBI's taxonomy places the organism in Eukaryota, Fungi, Ascomycota, Leotiomycetes, Helotiales, Sclerotiniaceae. The coding region runs from base 1 to 1836 and encodes 611 amino acids. The record is from RefSeq and is a predicted model, not a curated record.
AUGGGACAAUCUCAGUCUGGUACCAGUGAUAAACAUGUUACGACACAGCAGCUGAGUCAUGAACUGGCUCGGAAAUUCGCAAAACGUUGCUUUACCCCUCUCGAAUUGUUCUCAUUCCAGGAUGUUUUCAAGAGUCUUGCAGAUCAUCAAGAUGGAGUCGCAUAUCUCAAGGAAGAUACCAUCGCACGAUUCCUGGAGAUUCCGGAUAUACUAGGCGCUUCCCCAAUUAUAUUCCAGAUGGUAUCCUAUCUUGGUGCGUUUCCAUUCGGUCAGGACGCGCCAGCAGUCUUGGGGUUUGAACAAAUGAUUAUGGUGGUAGUAAUCAUGACGGAACGGUAUCAGAGGGUAUUGAAGAAGGGCAAUAGGGAUCGGACAAAACUACUAUUUCGAAGUCUGGCGGUAUACGAUAGAAGGGAAUCUUGCGCGGGAAUUGAAAAUGAAGAAGAUAAGGCGGAUACAACGUCUCCGCCAGCAGAAGGAGAGAAUGCUGUCAAAAAACAUGCAACAGGAUUCGCUAUCGAUGAAGCUGUGAAUGAUGACGAUGAAGAGGAAGAUGAUGAUCUUGCUUUAGCUGCACUUGAGUCACUGGAUGUCAUUGAAGUAUUUCGUCACGGAGAUCCGCCCAUAGCCCAAGCUACGAUUCCCUCCGAUAAUCUUAAAAAAUUGAUUAUGCUACUCCUAUUGGUAGCGCCGUUAGGGAUCCAAGAGAGUUUAGCUCAUCACACCGAAAGACUCGCCAGAUCACAAUUAGAAAGUCUUCGAAGAACAGCGGACAACAUUCUUGCAGCUUUUGUAAAUGUGGAAAAAUUCCCUGGUGUUAAAAUACAUCAAUUCAACACUGUGAUACCCAUUUCAUUGCCUUUUGUAUUUAAUGGAUUCAAUGCUCUGUUCGAACACUUCUUGUUCUCCAAGAACAUUGAUUUCACAAAACGGAAAGAUCCUUCAGAAGCACCGCCUCCAAUACCUUUGGAUGCUGAAAUAGAUCAGCCUCUUCUUCCACAAAUAGGUGAAAUACUGGAUCUCAAUGUUUUGUCGCAACUUUCCUUCUUCCUUCCCGGGGAUUCUCUCUUCCGACGUCUUCGACUACUCUAUUCCGGUGGCGAUGCUGGAUUCUCUAUGGGUUCUUUCGAGACAAGAGUAUUCAAUUGGCGUGCACCAACUAUCCUUUUGGUCGCCGGAAACAGAAUUGAAGAUUCUCCCACCGGUGGACAGGAAAAGAAUUUUGCAGACACAUUGCCGCCUAAACGAUUUCCCAAUAGUGGUAAAUCAUCCAGAGUUGUCUUUGGAGUCUAUCUCUCACAACCUUGGAGACAAACUCAUAAAGAGUGUUUUGGAGACACCGACACACUACUUUUCCAGCUCGAACCCGUUCAUGAGGUCUUUCGCGCUUCGGUAAUUAACAAUGAUUAUGUGGCAUUCUCCAAACCUCCAUCAGCCCAUCCAUGUUUAUCCUUUGGAUGCCCACACCCUAAAACGAAACAGACGGCUGGACUAUCUACUCAUGUGAAUCUUGGCGCUGUAUCGUUAUAUCUAGAUUCUUCUUUUGAAUUUGGUGUUUUUACACACAACUAUUCAUCUGGCGGAGGAGCAUUCCACAACAGUGAGACCAGACGCACAGAUUUUCAAGACCGAUUUGAAAUCGAAAGUUUAGAAGUCUGGGGUUGUGGAGGCGAUGCCGAAGCUCAGAAACAAAAGGAGAUGUGGGCCUGGGAAGAAAGAGAAGCGGAGGCAAGGAGAAAGAUCAAUCUAGGAACUGGUGAUAUUGAAGCCGAUAGGGCGUUGUUAGAAAUGGCGGGGCUUAUUGGAGGGAAUAGGAGUGGUGGUUCUAUGAAUUGA